AUGUUGAAAAUUAGAGAGCAAGCAAAUGUUGUACCUACUUCUAAUCCAUACGUGUUUGCGAAUCAUGGUUCGGCAAAUAGAUGGAUGGCAGGAUACCACGUAAUUAGAAAAUUAGCUGCAGCAUGUGGUGCAAAACGCCCUACCCUCUUAACAUCAACCCGAUUUAGAAAACAUAUAGCGACAACUUUGCAGCUUAUGGCAAUGGAUGAUAGCGAAAUGAAACAAAUUGCUACAUUUAUGGGGCAUAGUAAGAAAACUCACUCUGAAUAUUACAGGCUACCACAAAAUAUAUUUCAAACAGCCAAAGUUGCAAAGGUAUUGAUGUUACUGGAAAAAGGUAAAGAAAAAGAGUUUAAAGGAAAAUUAUUAUCAGAACUUGAAUUUGAAAACGAUGUUUACAUUAGUUCUGAAUCAAACGACGAAGAAGAUGUUUCUAAAAUUGGAUUGACAGAUAUUGCAGCAAAACCUUCAAAAUUAGAUGAAACUGACGCUGAACAAGAGGAAAAUGAUGAAUACCAGGAACCUUGUAUUAAAAAGGGUCGAAUACGAUGGAGUGCGCAAGAAAAAAAUAUUAUUAGAAUUAAAGACAACGAUUAUCAAAAUGAAUAUAAAAAGCAGGCUUCUUUAUUCAGAAAGGUAAUGGAUAAUGCUAUACAAGCCGUAAGAAACGGAAUGUCGCCAUUUAAAGCACAUAAAACUUUGAAUGUUCCACGAACAACAUUAUUGGACAAGUUACAUGGUAGAUCACUUCAAGGAAGAAAAAUUGGAGCUGAAACUAUUUUAACCGGCGAAGAAGAAAAUAUAUUAGUGAAAUGGAUGAUGACCAUAGCCGAACAAGGGUUUCCCGCAACCAAACUCCAGUUGAUUGAUAGUGUACAAAUUUUAAUCAAAAACCUGAAAAGAGAAAAUCCUUUCAAAGAUGGAAGACCAGGAAGACAUUGGUUUGAGGGUUUUAUGAGACGCCAUCCUGAAUUAACCAGAAGGAAUUCUCAAAAUUUAACAAAUGCUCGUGCUAACGUCACAGAAGAAAAAAUAAGAAAAUGGUUUAUGGAGAUCAACAGCUACCUUUUGAAAAAUAAUUUCUUACAUGUCACGAAUAAGCCACAACGGGUCUUCAAUUGCGAUGAAUCAUCAUUCUUUCUUAGCCCUAAAAACGACAAAGUUUUGGCAAAAAAGGGUGAAAGAACCGUAUAUUCAUUUAUCAAUAAUGAUGAGAAAGAAUGCUUAACGACACUUCUCACUUGUAAUGCAGCAGGCCAAUUCGCCUCUCCAAUGGUUGUUUACAGUUAUCAAAGAGUGUCAAGAAACAUAGUUGAAAAAGUUCCUGCAAGUUGGGGUAUAGGAAGAUCUGACAAUGGUUGGAUGACAGAGGAAAACUUUUUUUGA
Messenger RNA from Diabrotica balteata, 1386 nucleotides. The record is from the annotation of a GenBank genome assembly. Lineage: Eukaryota; Metazoa; Arthropoda; Insecta; Coleoptera; Chrysomelidae.